AGCACCAGGAGUGUUGAAGGUGCAGCAUUGUUGACAUGUUUCCACGGCGUGUGACACGGCGUUGAUCCACAGAGACGCCAAACUGAGCAUUGAACAAUGGAUUGACUGGAUCGACUGUUUUAACCAUGGACAUCUUUUAUCUGUUCGUGCUCCUACUUUCAUGCAGGAUUCAAGUAGUCAGAGGUCGGUUGAAGCUGUCCCCUGAAACACUAACCGUCCUGCGAGGAGGAGAGGCCCGGUUCACCUGCAGUACCUCAUACAACCCGUGGACCGUUAUGGUGUGGCUGCUGAACGGCGAAGCGGUUCUCACCAUCUCCAAGGAUUCUGGAGUCCUGCCCGCCAUCUACCCUAAUGUGACGGCCGAAACCAGCACCGUCUCACAGGGAGACAGCUGGGUGUUUGUCCUGAAGAGCACAGAGAGGCACAACCAGGGACAAGUGACCUGUGACCUCCAGGGCAUUGAUAGGAAAACAUCAAGCCUGUUUGUACAAGAAAAGGGCAGCGUGAAAAUCACUGGGGACGACAAGUUGGCUUUUAAGGGUCAGCCGGUCCGGUUUGAAUGCCAAGCAGCAGGAUGGUUUCCUUCACCCACUCUGCAAUGGCAGGUGAAUGACAAAAAGGCGAGCCGGGGCGAAUACAACAUCAGCACUGAAGAGUCGGGGAAGAGCCUCUUCACCGUAACCAGCAACCUCAGCGUCACGGCAACGAGGAGCUCUCGUGUGGCCUGUCUGGCCUCUGUGUCUGCCCUCCCCACACCACUGCAGAGCAGCAUCCAUCUGACAGUGGUUGCAGAGGUGGUGCAGGAUGGAGACGACUGCACGCUCCUUCUGGCAGUAACGGGCUCCCUCGCUGCUCUUCUGCUGCUGCUCCUCCUGCUCUGCAUCUGCAUCGUCCUCUGGCACAGACAAAAGAGACAAGCAAAACCGAGCCCAAAGGAGGCAAUAUGGUUCGACCAAUCAGUGAACGGGAGAAGCUUGGUUGCUGAGGCGACAGGAGGGAAGGUCAACCUGGGAUAUUCUAGUGAGGGCCACACAGGUGAGCUAAGCAUGGAAACUCGUAGGCAGGAGGACUUUGUCAGCUUUCACAAGGUCCCUGAUGUCGUGUCCUCCAGCAGCCUGUCUCUACACAGUGAGAACCCGGCCCAGGUGUGUCCAUCAGAGGACGGCUCAAGGAAUAUCAGGAGAAUGACCACAGUUUGAAUAUGUGUCUUAUGAUAUUUGAUAUAAAAAAAUGUGGUGUUAAUGAGGUACACUAUUGUACAGUGCAUUAUUUACCGGUGGGCCCCUCACCAGUGUUUGUACGGUAUAUUUUUUUCAUGUUUUUGUAAAGCUAGAAGCUAAUGUUAUGUGAACUUUGGCUACAUGUGUGCAGCACAUUAUUUCGAAAAUAUAUUGUGAUGCCUUUUACCUUUAAUGUAUCCAUAAAAAAUGUAAACUGUUUUGAGAAUAUACACACAAAAAAGUAUUGUUUUUUACAUUUUCAAUAAAUUUUUCUGCUCCUUAUGUUCUUGGCUUACAUCAGUAUAUUUUGAACAGCCAGAGUCAUUAAGACCAAACAGGAUAUAGACUACAGUAUGUACUUUCAUUCAAAAGAAAUUACAGCUUAUUACAACUUGGAUCUCAUUUUUUACAGCUUGGGCCAUCAUUUGGUUUAGAUAACAUAUUACCCACUAAGUUAACAAGAUAAAAGCUGGAAUAAACCAGAAUUAUCUUUUAAUGCGUUGCCAUGUCUUCUCAAUGAUUAUUGUUGGAGAAAUAAACAUGAUUUUAAGAAUCAAA
This is a messenger RNA of Anoplopoma fimbria (sablefish), 1778 nucleotides long. RefSeq names its product immunoglobulin superfamily, member 5b (gene igsf5b). The coding region runs from base 126 to 1199 and encodes 357 amino acids. Gene Ontology annotation, biological process: cell-cell adhesion. The transcript has 10 exons. The record is from RefSeq and is a predicted model, not a curated record. NCBI's taxonomy places the organism in Eukaryota, Metazoa, Chordata, Actinopteri, Perciformes, Anoplopomatidae.